Arachis duranensis is the source of this 327-nucleotide messenger RNA. RefSeq lists its product as uncharacterized. The record is from RefSeq and is a predicted model, not a curated record. NCBI's taxonomy places the organism in Eukaryota, Viridiplantae, Streptophyta, Magnoliopsida, Fabales, Fabaceae. The coding region runs from base 1 to 327 and encodes 108 amino acids. The transcript has a single exon.
AUGGCCUGUCUGAAAAAUGCCAUCUCAAAAAAGAAGGCAUUGAGGGGAGAUAAGACCGUGGUACUGACCAAGGAAUGUAGCACCCUUGUCCAAAAGAAGCUGCCUCCAAGAUGCCCAGAUCCCAGAAACUUCUUGAUUCCUUGUACUAUAGGCACCAUCACUUUUGCAAAGGCAAUGUUCGACCUUGGCUCCAGCAUUAACCUUAUGCCUCUCUCUGUGAUGAAGAAGUUGGGGAUUCAAGAAGUGCAAGCCACCGAGAUCUCACAUGAGAUGGCGGAUAAGUCCCUGAAACGGGCAUAUGGCAUGGUGGAAAAUAUCCUUGUAUAG